Molecule: messenger RNA, 2703 nt
Organism: Trypanosoma conorhini
Lineage: Eukaryota; Euglenozoa; Kinetoplastea; Trypanosomatida; Trypanosomatidae
Product: HEAT repeat containing 2
Exons: 1
Coding region: 1-2703 (900 amino acids)
Source: RefSeq, a predicted model, not a curated record
AUGGAGCUCCUUCCAAGAUAUUUGAACGAGAUUUCUGAUGGGGCUCGAAAUAAGCGGCUGGCCGCCUACGAAAAGCUGUCACAGCUGUGCGAACAGGGCUCUCUCAACAAUACAGAAGAGUUUGACAUGCUUCGAGCUUGCCUUCGUGGAUUUGAAGACGCCUCAGAGCGUUGCCGGGAACACUCAGUGAAGAUUGUGACACGCGUUCUUCCGCGGCAAAACUCGUCUGUGUUGGAUUGGGUUUUACCAGCUAUUGUGACUAGGAUAGGGGUAUCACCUGUUGUAGAGGAAAGUGAGGAACUACGUCUUUUAUUAUUACGGCUUGCGGUGUUGUGUAUGGAAACCUACCCAAAUGAAAUCGGCCCCCGUAACUACAUUGAUUUCUUCCAGGUGCUCUUGGAAAACUGUUUGCGUGAUGCCUUUCCAGAGCUGAAAAAAGAGGCGUGCCGUGCUUGUGUUCGCCUCUGUGAAAUUGAACCUGUAGAAUCCAAACAUAUUGCAUUGCCGCUUGCUACCGUGGUCAAAUGUUAUCUCCUUCAUAAACAUAGCGUGGUACGGGUGGAGGCUGUACGGGCAUUGACGUCACUGAUCCAUCAUGGUGCUGCACAGAUUCUUUCGGAUGGCAAGGAAGAAGAAGCGAGCAGAACAACGGCUUCCAUACUGUUUGUCUUGGCGAAUGAUCAUGCAGAAUCGGUGCGUGUCGCUCUUGUGGAGCUGCUUUCAACGGUAUUUUUGGAUAUCAUGGAGCGUCUGGAGCAACAUCGCAAGUAUUUGCCCCACUUGUUGCUGCUAAUGACCGAUCGCUUUGUCGCCGUGUCAACAAAAGCGUGUACAUUAUUGGAGAGAAUGGGGAAAUUGUAUAUGGUCGACAAUGAGGACAACUCCAUCGAUAUAACGAAGCGAAGGGUGACCAUGAAGGAUAUUGAAUGGUAUGGAGAUGAUGACUACCCAGAUAUGAAGUUGACGACAGUUGAUACAAAUCUGUAUCCUCUCUUAAAAGUACGUCCUACCUUGGGAGCACGCUAUGUCGUGGCGGAGUCUUUACGUGGAUUUAUUGAGAAGAUAUUGGCCGAUGUGACAGCCAUCGAUUGGGUUAUCAAGUUCUCUUCUAAUAAUCGACGGGUGGUUGCUCUACGCAUCCUCUGGAUGGCUAUUUACCACACUGAAAAGUCCGUGGUACAAUUUGUGGAGCAGAUAUUGGGUGUUUUGUAUAAAUCUUUAAGGGAUGAUAACCACGACGUUGUUCAAGAGUCGCUUCUUUGCCUGGAAAUAUUAGGAAAGUUCCUGACACCUGAACAGUAUAUGCCCUUUCUUACUGGAAAGGGAAAUCCAAGAGAGGCUGAAGAAGAUAUUACUGUAUUUGUUCAAUCACAGUUCAAGACGAUAUUGGUGUCACCAGCUAAUGGUUCGCCCCCUCCCGCGCCAACGGUUUUUUCAACAGCUGCGAUGUCAGUGAAAUGCAGCAUUUUGGUGGCAUUCCGUUACCUCAUAGAAGGCUCGAAAGGGUUAUUGUCUGCUUCACAGAGUAACCAAAUUGUGCAGGUGAUGACCUCUCCCGAUUUACUGGAUAGCGAUUGCGAAGCGCUUCUCUGUUCUCUGUUGGAUACACUGGGUACAGUAAUGCGUGUCCUGGGUGAGCGCGGGUUUGUUCCAACGGCAGCGAAUCCCCUACCUCGUGAAGUCGCAGAGGACAUGACGCAGAGAACACUGGAUUCCAUAAUGUUUUACGCAUUACUGCGUCUGCGAAAGUCUGACUUUCCUUCUGUACGAGAGCGGGUUUCUCGGUGUAUAAAUGAUUUGUCCUCCGUCGUAACGGGAGACGCCGAUGGCAUCUACGAUCUCCACUUUGGGAGGUUGCUGUUUAGAUAUGGUGUACAUAUGCCAGUAAGCGCCUUUUCUGAUCUUGUGCUGCACUGUAAACAUAUUGAGAGUUAUGCAGAGCAGGUUUCAGACGUAUUUCUUGUAAAGCUGAACAAUGUUGACUUUACAAAGCGCAUUAUGGAGGAAUUACAUUAUCUUCGUGCAUUGGAGCAACUUUUGUGGGAGCGGCCGCCGUUUUUUACAGGAACUCAAUUAGAGGAACUUCUUCGGCUGAUUAUUCUUCCUUUGGGCGCGUUUCACCCUGGCCGUCAAGCUCAUCUACUUAGGAAAGUUGCCCUUGGUUGUUUAUGUGCUGUUGUUGAGGAAAAACAUCGCUGUCUAUUAACUACCUCAUUUUCCGACAAUGAGUUUGCCCUUUCUUCAAAAGCGGUGACAGUUUGGUGCACUGCCUCGGAUGCAGAUGAUGCGGAGAUGCGAUUGUUAUGUAUGGAAAGUGCAGCGAAUGUAUGCUUUCUGCCUAUGAAUGCAGGCAGUGCGAAUGAUAUAUUUCAGUCGAUCUUACUACGGUUUGACGACUCUAGUGACUUUGUGCGAGUAAGAGCUGCUUCCCGGUUGCUGGACGUCUUACAAAAAAAAGACCAUGUCUGCCCUAUUGUUAUUGAUCAAAUUAUAGCACAAGUGGUGCCGUUGGUAAAAAAGGUGUUGAUACACCUCGAUGAUUCAGAGGAGACUGUGGGGUUAAGAGAAGUUCUGGUGGACGUCUUGAAGUGUACCGCAGUUCUUUCACCGCUGACCACUGCAGACCUGGUUCGUGCAGCGCAGAACAAGCACCAGAAUCCCACCUACUGCCAAAAUAUACUAUGCUACAUAGAUUCCCUCUAG